AGGUGGACAUGAUCCAGGAUGGGAUCGCAGGCAGCAGUGCCACCCUCUCAAAAAUGUCCAAGAGACUGCGAAAGAGAUGCAAUAAAAGCAUGAAAAAAUAUGGCAGGAGAGGACAAAGGGUUGGUGGCAUCAAUGCUGUUGUGCAUAUAGAUGAGAGCAAAUUCUGCCACAAAAGGAAGUAUGCCAGAGGCCGUAUUGGCAACACCUGGAGGAGGAGAACAUGGGUUUUUGGAAUCUUGGAGAUCCGUGGUGAUUCCAGAAGACCUGUUCUGCGACUAGUCAAAAGAAGAAACAAGCAGACUCUUCUUCCCAUCAUCAAACAACAUGUGAGGCCGCAAAGUGUAAUCAUCAGUGAUGAAUGGCGUGCAUACUCUACUCUUAGUCAAGUGGGAUAUGUCCACCAUACAGUGAACCACAGCGUCAACUUUGUUGACCCAGUCACAGGCAACCAUACCCAACACAUUGAGAGGGCAUGGAACACCUAUAAACAUGAGGUGUGGCGUCUUCGAGGAAACCGAAAUGAAAAGGCCUUGAAAGAUCAGCUACUGUUUAUUGAAUGGACCUAUUGGCUGGGAAGGAAGCACAGAAAAGGAGUUCUUGGACGGCUUCUGAAGGACAUUCGUGUAGAGUAAUUGUUCUC
Colossoma macropomum (tambaqui) is the source of this 640-nucleotide messenger RNA. RefSeq lists its product as uncharacterized. Lineage: Eukaryota; Metazoa; Chordata; Actinopteri; Characiformes; Serrasalmidae. Bases 9 to 632 code for a protein of 207 amino acids. The transcript is spliced from 2 exons. The record is from RefSeq and is a predicted model, not a curated record.